GUUUUCAAUUUAACAUUAACUAACAGUGUUUGUCUAUUAGUCCUCAAUAUGGAAAUUAUAAGUGAUUCAGGAGAAAUCCGCAAAGAAAUUAUAGAUGUUAUAAUCAAGAAGACGAAAUGUAGUACCCAACUUAAUAUACAUGGUGCGAUAUUUAUUUCGACAGACCAGAAAACGAAUGUGAUCCAUUUAGCGGAUAGAGUAAUUUAUAAUGAAGGAAAAACACAAACUUGUCCUCGAAAUGUUGAAAAUACACUCGACAACUACGCGUAUGUAUCUAUGAAUCCCUAUGAAGAUGGUUUGUAUUGUCAACCAAGAAGUAUGUCAUACCAAAAAACAAAAUAUGCUUUGGUUUCAAAGGGUUUGCAAAGUCAUCCAGAAAAAGAGGUUUGUGAUGGAUAUACAAUUAAUGAUAACGCAAUCUCGUCUGACGAAGUUGAAUUUGAUGAGCAAAACGUAGACGAAAAGCAUGAUCAAGAGGACAAAGAUUUAUCACCUUUUCCGGUAAAAAAUCUAAGUUCUACCAUUAGAGCUGGAGUACGUAAAACAAGUCGACGACCGUUGGGAGGAUCCGGAGGUAGAAGAUACGGAAUUACUUUUGAAUGUGAAAAUUGCUUUCUAACUUUUACUCGAUCUACGUCAUUGUUAAAACAUAAGGAAAGGUGCAAAACAAAAAAAAAUGAAGAAGAGAAAAGUUCUGAGGACGAAAUGGCACAUUUAGAUUCUCCGACUUCAACCACAAGUAAAUGGACAACUCCUCCGGAUCCGGGAAACAUUAGUUUUUUUGAAGGAAACUCUUGGAAUUUGUCAAAAAUGAGUUCUCUGCCUACACCCAGUGCAAGCUCUCAUUCCUCAGCAGGUUUUUCAAGUUCACCAUACUCGGCAAGAAAUAAGAUAGAAAAGAAGUCAGUUACAUUUAAUGAAAAUACUGCUGUAUUUUAAAAAAAUUUUCUCUUUUAUUUUAAAGUGCUUUUAAGCUUUAUAUUGAUAUAUCAUAUAUUUCCGUUUGCGUUUUAUAGACUGGUAUAUAGCCAUUUAAUGAAUUAAUUUGCCUAGCAUGGUCUUUUUCCCUGAUUUGCUUUCUCCUUCUCGAGCAUAAGCUAGAACACACUCCCAAUGUGAGAACUGUGACCUCUGUUAUUGUUAUCACACUAACACCAGCCCAUAAUCCAAAUGUUCCGCCAACAUCUGACCAUAAGUUUGCCAAUGCGUAAGAUGGGACUUGAGCUCUCUUUCGAGCAGUCAGUUUUCUAUAAUUAAUAUUUAAUCUAAGGAAGUUACUUCUAAUCACGUUACUACGUAACAAACGAUUUUUAAAAUCGAUACUCCUUAAGGUAGUGAAAGAUUUUAUUUGACUUUUGUCGCGACGUUCUUUUACGUAUUUUUCGUAAAAAGAGGCCUCUGUUUUAGCCAAAGGCCAUUUGCUUUGACUAAUUAUUGGAAAGUAUUCUACACUUUCACAAGAGGGAGCGCAUGAGCAUCUGGACCUAUCGAAAAAUGCAUCAAUCCUCUUAGAUACCUCUGUUUCACAUUCAAGCCGAUGAAAAUAAUUUUCAGUUGACUCGUUUGGAUCAUAUUGUCCACAAAACGGAAUUUCCUUCUCGGUAUUAGUGAUCGGCAGAAAAGGAGUUUUGCAACCGCACUUCUUAACAUAUAUCAUUUGAAUACAAUAGUCUAGGCACAUUGUAAACGGAACUUGAUAGCCAAACAUUGUAGUUUUUAUUUCUUCAGUACAGUUACCAUGGGGAUUUGAUAAACGAGUGAUAAAUUCUUGCUCAAGACUUAUCGUAGUAGAAUGCCCAGGUAGCACAUCGAAACCAUCACCUGUUGGAUCGGCUACUUCAGAUGGUGCAUGUAUCGAAACUCUUGCACCGGCUGAAUUACCAAUAGUGCUGAACGCAUUGUAAACUUCGGGAUGCACACUUCCAUUCGUUGCUUCGAGAAAAAGGAUCAAUGAUAGGCCAUAUUGUGCUCCCGAUCUUGUGACACGCAAUGGUUGCUUCGGUCGAUAUAUAUAACAAUUAAAAUAGGAGGGGUUUGUAAACGCGACAAAAUCUUCCUUUAAGUUACAUUCUUUUCUGCUAGCUCCAAAUUGGCAAUGAACAACGAAGUCAGGAAGAGAGUGACCUGCUCGCCUGAUUUCUUCUUCACCAAUAUUUUCGUAGAAUGCAUGCCAACUUUGUACACGAGCAGUUAGAUGAGAUUUAUUAUAAGUUUUAGCCAAAGUAUCAAACUGUUCCCUUUGGAAAACGUCAUAUUUGUAUGUUCGUGAACUUUUAUUGCUUAAUAGUUCAAUGAUAUUCGUCGAAGACAUAGGAUCAAUGUUACAUAUAGUUAUAUGCGGAAACUCGGCAUUCUCAUUAACUAUUGUGCUUGAUUCCGUUGCCUCAUAUUUAAAAUAUUGUACAAAUAGCAAAAGGGAAUGGGUCAUAUUGCCUAUUACCGCUACGAUAAAGAUAACCAUCCAAAAAAUUCUUUUGGGACACGAAGAUUCCCGAAUAAAUUGAGCUAAGCCGUGGGCCGAGGUAGUCCGACAAAAUAUUUCAGCUUUCCGACGAAUAUCGUUUUUAGACCGUCUUUGCUUCAUUACGAUGCCAUCAAAUCAUUUUCUUUGAUAUCAUGCAUUAGAAGCUUUAGCAGAAAUACAAUUGUUUAAAUUUUUCACUUGAUAUUUUGAAGAUCCGAGACUAAAUAGUUGUCUUUAUUAUUCUUACCCUAUAGUGCAAAUUUUGACUUCGUUAGAAAUUUUUGAUUACAUUUGUAGCCGAUUACAGUUGGUUUCCUUCUUCAGUGACAUGCAUAUCUCGCUUCCGGUAAGGAGACUGCUUAAUGUUAUAACCUAAUUCCGACUAAUACCUUGUAAGAAAAAUCGGUUUUACUGAUUACGUCUAUUCAAAAGGAAAGCUAGAGAAAACUUAGAAAUUUUGUGUGUCGUCGAGUAAUUUUUCUUUUACCACAAAUAUAUUUAAGAGUGGUCUAAAAAGGACUAACAAAAAGUAUUCUUACCUAUAUAGCUGAAAAACGAUACGGUGAAGGAAAAAAUCGAAAGAAAAAAAAAUUUGACAUUAUGCUCAGGCUUUUGCAGUCUUUUGGCAAGCAAACAAGCACAAGUGGUCACAUGACCCUGUCGAAUACCAAUCGGCAUAACUUGAAACCAGCAGAGAGCGAAAAAUGGCACAAAAUAUUAUAUAUUAUGCUCGACAGAAUAGAGAUUUGUAAUUUUUCUUGUUAUAAAAUCUAUUAAGCGAUUCUUUUAUGGUGAUCGUAGUUUUUUUGGCAACUUCUUAUUGCAAAAAAAUGUCGGUAAUAAAAAUUCGUUUAAGAGCAAUUUCCUACAAGUAAACAUACUGCAUAUUUAUUUAUCUUUGAUCCGCCAAUAUUUACCUUCAACAAUCAAAAGCAUUUUCUACAAUCCAUUAAUAAUAUGUCUUAAUCGAGCUUUUAAUUUAUUGUCAUAAUUACGACAAAAUAUAUAUGAAAGAAGUUUAAAAUUUUAUCUUAAGUUUAAUAGAUAUUCAGUUUUUC
Molecule: messenger RNA, 3522 nt
Organism: Dimorphilus gyrociliatus
Lineage: Eukaryota; Metazoa; Annelida; Polychaeta; Dinophilidae
Source: the annotation of a GenBank genome assembly